GCAGCUACCCAUGCCACGGAAGAGAGCACCGCAGCGCCACCACCUAUGCUUGGGAACACGGUAGGACUGCGACUCCAUCCGAGAGCGGCAGCGCGCGGCAAUGGCGUACCGGAGGAAGCAGGGCAUCCAGCGGUCGAACACCUUCGUGGAGGACAACCGGCAGCCGUCGCCGGGCGACUCCGCGUCGCCCGCCACCGCGUCCCCGCGCGCCACCCGCUUCGCCGACGACAGCCGCCGGCCCGACCGCUCCCUGGCCGCGCAGACCCUGCUCGCCUCCGCCGCGCGCGGGGACAUGCAGGCGCUCGCCGACCGCUUCACCGCAUCCUCCUCCUCGUCCCCGCGCGCCGCCCGGCCGGCUGACCCCGUCACGUCGUCGUCCCUGCGGGUGUCCCCGCGCGCCGCCCGGCCGGCCGACCCCGCCACGUCGUCGUCCCUGCGCGUGUCCCCGCGCGCCGCCCGGCCGGCUGACCCCAUCACGUCGACGUCCCCACGGGCGUCCCCGCGCGCCGGCCGGCAGAACGACCUGUUCGCGCAGGAUCCCGUGACCAUGCUGUACACGUCCACGUCGAGCGCCACGAACGACGACUCCAAGCUUUCGCCGGUGAAGAAGGACGAGACGAAGCAAGGGCUGUGGGGGCUUCUGGCGCAGCAAGCCAAGGCCAUGCUCGACGAGAGUGCCCCCGCAGAGGACGCCCGGAGCCAGCCUCUGGUCACACAAGCCGGCAGUCCGCAAGCUCAGUCACGGUGGUCCUACGACCCGGUCCGGAAGUCGGAGAGCCCUACGUUCCAGAACGGGUCGGAAGGGCCAAAGUUCGACAUGGGAGGGCACAUCAAGAAUGCGCUGGAGGAGGGCCUGCACGCGGCGACGAUGGCGGAGAGCAGGACGCCGGCGGUGGUCGGGAGGAAGCUGCAGAUCAGGAGGAAGACGUGCAGCGUGGACAUGCGGAGCGCGCACCUGAACCUGGGCACCCCGGAACUCAUGUCGCCGAUGAUGACCGACUUCGAGUCGCCCCAGAUCAAAGCUUCUCGCGACGUGGCGAACGUGAUGGCGGCCAAGGUGAAGCUGCUGCAGCGGGAGCUCAAGACGGUGAACGCCGACCUGGCCUUCUCCAAGGAGCGGUGCGCGCAGCUGGAGGAGGAGACCCGCCUGCACCGGGCCGGCAACCACGACCACGCCGCCAACGAGGACCUGGUAUGCAUGCAUGUUGUGGUUGGCCACUCCCUCCUCCUCCUUGCACCGGCCAUUCCUACUCCUCAAAGACAUGGUUGCUUGCUGCGCAUGCAGGUACGGAAGCAGCUGGAGACGCUGCUGGCGGAGAAGGCGCGGCUGGCCACCGAGAACACGGUGUACGCCAGGGAGAACCGGUUCCUGCGGGAGAUCGUCGACCUCAACCAGCUAACCGUGGUCGGCCUCCAAGAGGACAUCAUCGAGGAGGAGGAAGAAGAAGAAGAAUACGAGGAGGAGGAAGAAGAAGAAUACGAGGAGGAGGAGGAAGAGGCCGAGCACGACACACCGGCUACCAAGGGCACUGCCCCUCCCCAGCCCCCCUCACAUCACACCAACAAUGUGCCUGUUGCUGCCCCACAGCCGCCCUCUCGCCGCACCGGCAAUGCCGCUGUUCCUGCCCCCCAAUCUCCCUCUCGUCGCACCGAAAAUGCGCCGGUUGCUGCCCCACAGUCACCCACUCGCCGCGCCGACAAUGUGCCGGUUGCUACCCCCAAUCCCCCAUCUCUCUGCACCGACAAUGCUCCGGAGUCGAGGAGCACAGACAACACUGCCAUCGGAGUUGCCGGGUCGCCCAUGCACCGGAGUCCAAAGGAAGAUGAAGGUUCACAGCAGACAAACCCCAUUCGAGAUAACUGCUCGCCGGAGAAGGCCUCCCAGCAGCAGCAAUGCCAAGACUGAUGAACGGCCUUUGGUGUUUGCUGAAACAAUCAUGCAUGUACACGCACGCAUGUAGAGAAGGCCUCUUCGUCUCAUUUGUUACCUUUUUCCCCAGUGUAAUUACCAGUUCGCCUGUUCAGGGUGAGAUCUAAUAUGAGCAUCAUAUCCGUGGGUCUGUAA
Messenger RNA from Triticum aestivum (bread wheat), 2065 nucleotides. RefSeq names its product flocculation protein FLO11. The record is from RefSeq and is a predicted model, not a curated record. The coding region runs from base 101 to 1906 and encodes 601 amino acids. The transcript is spliced from 5 exons. NCBI's taxonomy places the organism in Eukaryota, Viridiplantae, Streptophyta, Magnoliopsida, Poales, Poaceae.